Messenger RNA from Medicago truncatula (barrel medic), 1991 nucleotides. Its product is annotated as ammonium transporter 1 member 1. Gene Ontology annotation, cellular component: plasma membrane. The record is from RefSeq and is a predicted model, not a curated record. The transcript is spliced from 2 exons. Gene Ontology annotation, molecular function: ammonium channel activity. Lineage: Eukaryota; Viridiplantae; Streptophyta; Magnoliopsida; Fabales; Fabaceae. The coding region runs from base 122 to 1633 and encodes 503 amino acids. Gene Ontology annotation, biological process: ammonium homeostasis; ammonium transmembrane transport.
ACUAAGAAAAAUCAACACUUGCUACUUCUCUUUCUAUAAAUUCACACUUAUUACUAGUCCAUCAUUAAACAAAACGCGCUUUUCUUUCUAAGCAGCUUCGUCACCCACCUACCCACCAAACAUGUCGCUGCCGGAAUGUUCAGUUUCGCAGCUAGCACAGUUCAUCGGCCCCAACGCCACCAACGCCGAAGCCGCCGCAAAUUUCAUCUGCGACCAGUUGACAGCAGUGUCAAACAGAUUCGUUGACACACAAUUCGCUGUUGACAACACCUAUCUUUUAUUCUCAGCUUACCUUGUCUUCUCUAUGCAACUUGGUUUUGCCAUGCUCUGUGCUGGUUCAGUUCGUGCUAAGAACACCAUGAACAUCAUGCUCACAAAUGUUCUCGACGCCGCUGCUGGCGGUGUUUUCUACUAUCUCUUCGGUUUUGCCUUUGCCUUCGGAACACCUUCAAAUGGUUUCAUAGGAAAACAUUUCUUCGGUCUGAAGGAUGUUCCGACAGCAAAUUUUGAUUACAGUUAUUUUCUUUAUCAAUGGGCUUUUGCUAUAGCAGCCGCUGGUAUCACCAGCGGCUCUAUAGCGGAACGAACUCAGUUCGUUGCUUAUCUUAUAUACUCAUCUUUUCUCACAGGGUUUGUUUACCCUGUGGUUUCUCAUUGGUUCUGGUCCGGUGAUGGUUGGGCUAGCGCAACCAACACCGGCAACCUACUCUUUGGUACAGGAGUCAUUGAUUUUGCUGGCUCCGGUGUUGUUCAUAUGGUUGGUGGUAUUGCUGGUCUUUGGGGAGCACUCAUUGAAGGUCCACGAAUUGGACGGUUCGAUCACUCUGGUCGAGCCGUAGCUCUUCGCGGACACAGUGCUUCUCUUGUUGUUCUUGGUACCUUCAUGCUUUGGUUUGGUUGGUAUGGUUUCAACCCUGGUUCAUUCACCAAGAUUCUCAGUCCUUAUAAUUCAGGUACUUAUUAUGGGCAAUGGAGUGCGGUGGGGAGGACGGCGGUGACAACGACAUUAGCUGGUUGCACAGCAGCUUUAACAACACUUUUUGGGAAAAGGAUCCUCUCCGGUCACUGGAACGUGACAGAUGUCUGCAACGGACUACUCGGCGGUUUUGCUGCAAUAACCGCCGGAUGUUCCGUUGUAGAACCAUGGGCAGCAAUAGUAUGUGGCUUCAUAGCCGCCGUAGUUUUAAUCGCGUGCAACAAACUCGCGGAAAAGAUGCGUUACGAUGAUCCAUUAGAAGCAGCUCAAUUACACGGAGGGUGUGGCGCGUGGGGUAUAAUAUUCACCGCUUUGUUUGCUAAGGAAGAGUAUGUGAACCAGGUUUAUCCGGGUAAACUGGGUCGACCCUAUGGGUUAUUUAUGGGUGGUGGAGGGAAAUUAUUAGGGGCACAUGUGAUACAAAUUUUGGUUAUUAUUGGGUGGGUAAGUGCAACUAUGGGUCCACUAUUCUUUGUUUUAAAUAAAUUGAAGUUGUUGAGGAUUUCAACUGAAGAUGAACUUGCGGGUAUGGAUUUGACCCGACAUGGUGGGUUUGCUUAUGCUUAUGAAGAUGAAGGAUCACAUAGAAAUGGGACUCAAUUGAGGAAAAUUGAUCAUAAUUCUUCUUCCACUCCUACUCCAACUACAGAUUUGUGAUUAUAAUAAUUUAAAUUUGUUUUGGAUUUUUCUUACUAGUUAUAGUUUUUAUAUUUUUAUUUUCUAGAUCUAGAAAGGUAUUUUUAUUUGUACGGACAUUGUAAUUUAAAUUUGAUUGGUCGUACAUUACUUUGUGGUAAGGAAGGAUCCAACCGUUGGAGAUAAUGUGGAAAGUUUGGGUGGGUUGUUGUUUGUUGACUAAUCAUGUUGGCCUUGGAAAUGACAAGUGGUAGUAAAAAAUUGGUUCUUGGAAAAUGUCUUGGUUAUGAGUUUUUGGUUUUAUGGAUUAUGAUGUUUGUCAUUUUUUAUGAUUAUGAUGAUGUAAAUUGUAAGGAAGUCUUCCUCAUUCUCAAUCUAA